Molecule: messenger RNA, 201 nt
Organism: Rotaria sp. Silwood1
Lineage: Eukaryota; Metazoa; Rotifera; Eurotatoria; Philodinida; Philodinidae
Source: the annotation of a GenBank genome assembly
AUGGAUAUGAAAACAAAUUUAGACAUAUGGUAUUCAUAUGAACGUAUUCUUAAACGUUAUAUACUGGAAGGAAAUCAAUUGCAUUGGUUAGCUGUAUCGUUAGAUGUAUUAUUUAGACGAUAUCGUGGUAUAACAAGAAAUGAUAAUAAUUCAAUAUUAGUACCACAUAAAUGGGAAAGCAUGGUCAAUUCACCUGAAUAA